AUGUUUCCUUUGAGUUUGCUAUUCGGUUUUUACUUUGUGCAAUUUUCGUCUGCCUUUUUCGGAACGGGAGGAAUAUUCGGCCAUGUUUUAAGAUACCAGAAGUUGUGUUUAUGUCGAUGCGGUGUGAGCGGUGUGACGCAGUUUCCUGACAGUUUUAGCAACGUUCGUCUGCUAGACGGUCAAUCUGUGUCUCCCCACCAAUUUCCCUGGUUGGCUUCAAUAAAGAUUGACAAUAGAACCAUCGCAGGCGCACUCAUAUCUGACAAACAUGUUCUUACCGCUGCAUCGCCAUUGUAUGGAAUACCGCCAAACCGUGUAUCGGUAACCCUUGGCUUGCACGAUGGAUGUACCAGGAAUCCAGCACUCAGCAGUAGUAUAGAGACAGUGAUAUUACAUUCGGCCUAUGUAUCAGGCUACAGCUAUAAUGACAUAGCUCUAUUACGACUAAGGCAUGUUGUGCCAUUCAGCCAAUUCAUAUCGCCUAUAUGCAUGCCUGAUUUCCGAACAUUGGAAUCAGACCAAGUGGCGAGUACACUAUCUUGGAAAUGGGCACCAAAUUCUGUAUCAUGUACACCACGAGUCGCUACACUUCCUAUUUUGCCUGUCUGGACAUGUCUAUUAAAUAGAAAUAGUGAUACAAUCACACCUAAUAAAGGAUGUCUCGGGCCUUUGGGGAUAAAGAGCAUUGUUUGUGAGGAUGAUGUAGGUGCCCCGGUUAUGUCACGCCAACCUUAUAGUUCAUCAUUCCGGCUGGUGGGAGUGGUAACAACGGCAAACUGUGACCACACUUCAGCACCAUAUUAUACCAAAGUGGCGUACCAUGCUGCUUGGAUUUAUGAGCAAAUCCGGGAUGACUGCCAGUGUUUCAGUAUAUAG
Molecule: messenger RNA, 876 nt
Organism: Pectinophora gossypiella (pink bollworm)
Lineage: Eukaryota; Metazoa; Arthropoda; Insecta; Lepidoptera; Gelechiidae
Product: CLIP domain-containing serine protease B9-like
Exons: 6
Coding region: 1-876 (291 amino acids)
Biological process (GO): proteolysis
Molecular function (GO): serine-type endopeptidase activity
Source: RefSeq, a predicted model, not a curated record